Messenger RNA from Striga asiatica, 1452 nucleotides. NCBI's taxonomy places the organism in Eukaryota, Viridiplantae, Streptophyta, Magnoliopsida, Lamiales, Orobanchaceae. The record is from the annotation of a GenBank genome assembly.
AUGGGUGGUGCAGCCACGGUGGUGAGCCUGCAGCAGCUCAAGGGCAUAUUAGGACUUGACCAUUUUACCCAUGCCACCGAUGCUAUUUCUGUCUUGCGCUCCGUCUUUUCUCAAACCCAUAAGUGGAGAUGGGAGAGUGCUGUGCUGGGAUGUGUUUUCCUUUUCUACCUCCUCAUUUCAAGAUACUUUAGCAAAAAGAAGCCAAGGCUAUUCUGGAUAUCAGCCAUAGCUCCAUUAACAUCUGUGAUUUUGGGUAGUGUUCUGGUGUAUCUCACCCAUGCUGAGAAACAUGGAGUCCAAGUGAUAGGACAUUUGAAGAAGGGGAUAAAUCCAGCAUCAAUAAUGCACCUCAACUUUGAUUCGAGGUACCUGACAACGGCUAUCAAAACUGGCAUAGUCACGGGCAUUAUUUCUCUAGCUGAAGGAAUAGCCGUGGGCCGAAGUUUUGCCAUGUUCAAGAAUUACAAUAUUGAUGGCAACAAAGAGAUGAUCGCUAUUGGGAUGAUGAACAUUGUGGGAUCCUGUUCUUCUUGCUACCUCACAACAGGUCCAUUUUCGCGAUCAGCGGUCAACUUCAACGCUGGAUGCAAAACUGCAGUCUCGAAUAUGGUGAUGGCAAUUGCAGUUAUGAUAACUUUGUUAGUUUUGACCCCGUUGUUUCAUUACACACCGCUCGUCGUUUUGUCAUCGAUUAUAAUCGCAGCUAUGCUCGGCCUCAUAGAUUACGAGGCCGCCAUUCACUUGUGGCAAGUCGACAAGUUUGACUUUCUCGUGUGCAUGAGUGCAUACUUCGGCGUGGUCUUUGCCAGCAUUGAAGUCGGUUUGGUCAUGGCCAUUGGGUUAUCUAUAUUGAGGGUGCUACUAUUUGUUGUUAGGCCAAGGACUUUGGUGUUGGGGAAUAUUCCAGAUUCUAAUGUUUUUAGAAGUGUUGAUCAAUAUCAAAAUGCAAUUACAGUGCCUGGGGUUCUAGUUCUUGAAAUAGAUGCUCCAAUUUAUUUUGCCAAUUCCAACUAUUUGAGAGAAAGAAUUUCAAGGUGGAUUGAUGAUGAAGAAGACAGAAUAAAGUCAUGUGGAGAGACUGGAUUGCAAUUUAUUAUACUAGACAUGACUGCCGUUGGAAACAUUGACACGAGUGGGAUUAGCAUGUUCGACGAGGUCAUGAAGGUCAUCGACCGGAGAGGGCUCAAGCUGGCAUUGGCCAAUCCAGGGGCGGAGGUUAUGAAAAAGUUGAACAAAUCGAAGUUUUUGGAAAGAAUGGGCCAAGAAUGGAUCUUCUUGACUGUGGAGGAUGCUAUUGGGGCGUGCAAUUACACCCCUCUGUUAGUGAAAUGGAUUUUACCCGGGCUCCUUCAACUCGGACAGUUUCCGUACCUACAAGAACUCAAUGUCGAGGAAGGUCCCGGCGUCGGUCUUCUGAUGCCUAAGUUAGCACUCGUUCCAAAUCAAGAGUGA